AUGAACGAUCGGACCGCUUGGGCUCUACGCCGGCAUCCCGAGCGCCGCUUGGAAUUCCCAUGGCAGAUGUGCCGAGCGUUCAAAGGUCCACUUGCUUUGAUGGCACUUCCACGCAUAUUCUUGAUCGGAUUUACCUUCUCACAACCCUUCUUGAUCGCAUCUGUUCUCAACUGGCUUGAUAACUCACAUAGCGCGAGCAAUCUCGGUUACGGCCUCAUCGGCGCUAAACUUCUAAUAUAUUUGGGAAUGGCCCUCUCAAACCUCAUAUACGACCAGAUGUUAUAUCGGUUGGUGACAAUGUUUCGAGGGACGGCCUCAUCAAUGAUCUACGAUCAUGCCUUACACAUCCCCGAUGGCACUCUAGGGGAUCGUUCUGCUACGGUGACUCUAAUGACUACCGACGUGGACCGGAUCAUUGCCAGUCUAAUCACUUUGAAUGAAUUCUGGGCGCGGACGAUUGAAGUGGGCAUUGGCAUUGCGCUACUCGCGCUCCAGUUAGGUGGCGGAAGUAUCUAUAUCUCGAAGCAUAUAGGGGGACAUCAGAAAGUAUGGGUGGAUGCUGUCCAGCAACGCAUAUCAAUCACCCGCUCACUGCUGGACGGUAUCCAAACUAUCAAAGCGACUGGCUUAUCUCAAACCUUUGUUCGGCUUGUACAGAGAAAAAGGGCUGAAGAAACCCAUCAAAUGGCCACGUACCGAUGGAGUGUGGUCUGGAAGAAUAUGAUCCAGAAUCUGCCUUGGGCCUUAGCUCCAGCUUUGACCUUCGUAGUCUAUGCUGCCCAAGGAAAGGAGCUGAAUGCUACCAAGGCGUUCAGUAGUUUGUCCAUUAUAACUCUUUUGACUAACCCGGCCUCGAAGCUAUUGAGUGCGAUUCCUUCCAUAGCGGCUUCGUCGGGAUCCUUUGAUAGAGUACAAACAUUUAUUUUACUGGAAACCAGUCCUCAACACACAACGGAGGGCCUUUAUCGCACGAGAGAAACGGAAGUUGACGCAUCUCCGCACAUCGCCGAAAUGCAAUACAUGUCUUUCAAGGGCCCACCAGACACAACCAACCUUCAAACACCUGUCAUCUCAAUGAAAAAUCUCAGCAUUCGCCCAUCCUCAUCGGCAAAAAUUGUCUUGAGAGAUGUUAAUUUAGAAGUCCCUCUCGGAGCACUGGCCAUCAUCCAAGGGCCGGUUGUAUUCAGGAAAAUCGAGGCUGCUUCGGGCUAUACUUGGCCAAACAGUUUGCGAGACAAGGUCAACGACAGUGAACAUUCGACAACCGGCUUUUUACGCUCAAACACCGUGGGUCCCAAGUGUCCCGAGCAAUCGGAAGACGUUGCAACCAACACGGCUAGUGAUAUCCAUAAACUGGCCCGGAUUCUCACUGACCAACUCCAACAACACCAUGGCUGCUGCCACCAGUGCCAUACGCAGCAGGAGAGUGAGCAUCAAAUGCAUCAUACGGAGCAUCUUAGCCUAGGAAAGUAUAUAGACCGGAUUCAGGCAGAUGGGAGAUACCCGGAUGUUCUUAGUGCUGCGACGAUGGCUAGACGAGAGGACAACCUAGCCGGACAGACCAGCACAGACCGAAAACGGGAGAUCUAUACUGGUAUCAAUUCAGCCACGCCUGACGCUGGUCCAUUGCACCUCGGCCUUGUUUCCGACCAUGAGCCGGAACGCCCGACCACGGUGACUUUUGAUAUCGAUAGUAUCGUGGGAUUGUUGCAUAGCCUAGCAGUGGCUAAACUUGGAGUCCGGUAG
Molecule: messenger RNA, 1746 nt
Organism: Penicillium hordei
Lineage: Eukaryota; Fungi; Ascomycota; Eurotiomycetes; Eurotiales; Aspergillaceae
Product: ABC transporter transmembrane domain type 1
Exons: 3
Coding region: 1-1746 (581 amino acids)
Biological process (GO): transmembrane transport
Cellular component (GO): membrane
Molecular function (GO): ATP binding; ABC-type transporter activity
Source: RefSeq, a predicted model, not a curated record